AUGAAGAUCUUCUUCUUACUGUGCAGCAUUUACACAGUUACAAACUGUUUUGUACCUUUAGCACCUGCUAGAAACAUUCGUACACCAGGUCGCUCUAGCCAUGCACUAUACGGGAAGAAAAAGAAGAAAGGUGGUGCGGGUGGUAGUGGUGGAAAGCCUCGCGGAGGACAACAGCAACAGGAAAAACAAUCAGUAAAGGAUGCUCGGUUUGAUGCUGCCACCAGGUCUUUCAUGUUCACGCUAGUCGGCUUGACUAAGAUCCUACCUGACAAAUCGAAGAAGAUCCUGGACAAUGUCAAUCUUUCUUUCUAUCCUGGAGCAAAAAUAGGUAUCGUGGGUUUAAAUGGGAGUGGAAAGAGUACACUGUUGAAAAUAAUGGCUGGCGUUGACACUGAGUUCGAUGGGACAGCUAGACCUUUGCCUGGAGCAUCAAUUGGCUAUUUACCUCAAGAGCCUGUCCUUGAAUUCGAAACAGUGCAAGAGUGCAUCGAUGAAGCCGUCCAAUCCUCUCAGGCAAUCCUUGACAACUACAAUGAGCUAAGUAUGAAGCUAGCCGACCCUGACAUCACUGAUGAUGAAAUGACCAAUACCCUGGAAAAAAUUGAGGUAUUGAAUGAUCAGAUUGAAGCCGGCGACUUGUGGGAACUUGAACGAGUUGUCAACCGUGCUAUGGACUCUUUGCGCGUUCCUUCUGGUGAUGCAAAGACAGCUGUGUUGAGUGGAGGAGAAAAGAGACGUGUUGCGCUUUGUCGGUUGUUGUUGCAAAACCACGAUAUGCUUCUAUUGGACGAGCCUACGAAUCACUUGGAUGCUGAGUCUAUUGGUUGGUUGGAGCAGUUCUUGGAUCAAUUCAAGGGCACUGUUGUUUGCAUUACGCACGACCGUUACUUUUUGAACAAUGUCGCCGGGUGGAUUCUAGAGUUGGACAGAGGCGCUGGAAUUCCACAUGAAGGAAACUAUGCCGACUUUUUGGAAGCCAAGGAGAAGCGCCUGGCAGAAGAGAAGAAACAUGAAACGGCCAAUGCCAAGGCAAUUUCAGCCGAACUCGAAUGGAUUCGAACUAAUCCCAAAGCACAGGGAAAUAAGAGCAAGGCUCGCCUAAAUCGUUACGAUGAGUUGCUUGCGGCUGCAGCACCAACGGAACUACGCAACGCCGGUCAGAUUUACAUUCCUCCUGGUCCGCGCCUUGGAGAUGUUGUCAUUGAAGUUUCAAAUCUGAAGAAGUCAUUUGGAGAUCGUCUAUUGAUCGACGACCUCACUUUUUCCCUUCCACCAGCAGGCAUUGUCGGUGUUGUCGGUCCAAAUGGUGCCGGGAAGAGUACAUUGAUCAAAAUGCUCACCGGAAAGGAGCAGCCGGAUGAUGGUGAAGUCAAGGUUGGCGAAACUGUCAAUAUCGUAUCUGUUGGACAAGAACGUAUGGACGAAUUGAAUGGCGAAAAGACAGUCUUCGAAGAAAUUUCCGGUGGCCUUGAUGAGAUAGAACUAGGCACGCAAAGUGUUAUGUCUCGCGCAUACUUAUCUUGGUUUGGCUUCAAGGGUCAAUCACAACAAGCUCGUGUUUCAAACCUGAGUGGAGGGGAGAGAAACCGUGUGCAACUUGCUAAGCUGUUGAAGGCUGGUGGCAACAUGAUCAUCCUAGACGAGCCCAGCAAUGAUCUAGAUGUUGAAGUUCUACGUAGUCUCGAGGAUGCUCUGCAACUUUUCGCCGGCAGUGCCCUUAUCGUUAGCCACGAUCGAUACAUGUUGGAUCGAAUCUGCACUCACAUUUUAGCCUGUGAAGGCGAUUCCAAGUGGUUCUUUUUCCCAGGCAAUUAUGCGGAAUAUGAAGCAAACCGAAAGGAGAGAUUGGGAGAAACUAGCAUCAAGCGAAUCACUUACGCCCCUCUUGUCAAUGCAUAA
Cylindrotheca closterium is the source of this 1899-nucleotide messenger RNA. NCBI's taxonomy places the organism in Eukaryota, Bacillariophyta, Bacillariophyceae, Bacillariales, Bacillariaceae. The record is from the annotation of a GenBank genome assembly.